Messenger RNA from Saxophila tyrrhenica, 1800 nucleotides. RefSeq lists its product as uncharacterized. Lineage: Eukaryota; Fungi; Ascomycota; Dothideomycetes; Mycosphaerellales; Extremaceae. Bases 1 to 1800 code for a protein of 599 amino acids. The record is from RefSeq and is a predicted model, not a curated record. The transcript is spliced from 2 exons.
AUGGCUCCGCAAUCCCAGGCGCCUCCGCAUGGCUCCCCUCAAGGUAGCGGCAAUGCGGACACACGAAGCGCUCCUCGGACGAACUUUGCGUCGCGAGGGCUUAAAGAGCGCUUGCCUCACGGCUGGACCGGGAACAUGAUAGCAGCAACAGGGGCCGUUCUAGCUAGCGUUGGCCUGGCAUGGGCAGUCUACUCUGGUAUUGCUGCCUUGAGACUCCAGUUCUGGACAGCCGGUAACGAUGCACUGGACACCUGUCUUUCGCUUCGCAGUCAGCAGCUGUAUUCUGCUUACUGCAACAGCACAAUUGCCGCAGGACUCGAGCGACCACCGGUCGUCAAGCGAAAGCUCCUUGGGGAGGUCGCGAAGGCAGUGCAAGCUGGAGGCCAUUGGUUCGCCUUGCAAUUCUCAGCUGCGGCGUUCAUCACUAUAACCUGCGGAAUAUGGGCCAUACGUUACAUUCAUGCCCGCCACAACUUGAACCGCCGCCUCGAGCACGUGACACCUGAUUACCGUGUUUCAGCUACCAGACUCCACCGCCACUCGCCUCGCAGGGAAGUGACUUCCGGCUUCGAGGAGGUAUACCGGAUCUGGCGUUCUUUGACCAAGCGGCCGUUUACUGCCGAGCGCGACAAAACGAAGACAACUUUCGAGAGGUCGAAAGCGAACGUCAGCGCAAACUACUAUACGCAUGGCGCCAAUAUAAGCAGCUGGCCACAAACUCAUAUUGACAAGGCGACUCUUCGGAUCAUCGAUGAUAUGGCGAUUCCAGAUACGCCGUGCGAUGAGUAUCUCCCUGCGGUCUAUGUCGCGCUAACGGACUGGCUAUGGAAUCGUCGAAGUGUUUACGACUUGCCGGCGAGCGAUGAAUUACCAGAACUGACAGCCAUGGCACUUUUGACCGACGAGGAGUUUGCCUACCACACCCUUCGCGCUUAUAGUGCAAUUCAAACGUUCAUGUGCGCUGAGAACCACUCGCUCGGAUCUCAUCUGCAUAGUGAAGAAGGGUGGCCGGCACAGCAGCUCGACCGAUCAGAGAUAUCUGAGAUGGAGAAAAAGUGCCAACGGUUCAUAGCAAUUUUGAUCACCGCGAUUGACAUGCGGCUCUCUCGAGAGACUACGAUUCUCGACCACUGGUUCUGCAACAACACCGAGAGCUGUGAGCGCUUUAAAGACGAGGCGAAGUGUCUCUCGAUGCUCAAAGAAACCCUGAAGAAAUGGACGAAGACGGACAGCGGCUGGCCACGCAGGCCGUACGACUUCCUCACCAGCCCCCGAGCAUUUCGGGACGGAGCGCGCGAGAUCGUCUUCGUAGGAUACCUGAACGGAGUGGAUCUCUCGCCCGACGCGGAUGUCCCUCGUCUUCACGAGGUCUGGCCGGAAUUCCACACAAUCGCACUGGACCUCGAAUACUCUAUCAUGCUCAGGACCCGACCACAGUUCGCUCAACUCAAGUCUUCGAAGACCUCCUAUGCUCACGUCGACUGCCUCCCGAGCAUUGUCACGUUAGCGGAGGAGCUGGGGGCACGUCUCACGGAGGACGCAGCACCGUCCACUGACGAGUCACAGAUCUCGUUAAUGGCAUUUUGCAAAGACAAAGCCUCACAAAUGGACCAGGAGUCAGUCGAUUUCGAAACUCACAGCCAUGGACAGGACGAGGCCGAUGGGAACUCCGUCGCAGCACCGGCAGACGAGGACAUGCGUGUGGGCGAAGCUGCGCUGCGACGCACCAGAGUUGAGAACCAGGGGUGUUUGAAGUGCGCCGCGAGGCCAAUCGAUCUUGGCCGCUCAGCCACCAUCUGA